Messenger RNA from Fragaria vesca subsp. vesca, 2970 nucleotides. RefSeq lists its product as uncharacterized. The coding region runs from base 1 to 2970 and encodes 989 amino acids. The record is from RefSeq and is a predicted model, not a curated record. The transcript is spliced from 2 exons. NCBI's taxonomy places the organism in Eukaryota, Viridiplantae, Streptophyta, Magnoliopsida, Rosales, Rosaceae.
AUGCCAGGCAUCUCCCCUGAUGUCAUCACACACAAACUUAACAUCCUCAAAGACUAUUCCCCUGUUAAGCAAAAACGGUGUGCCUUUAACCCGGAGAAGUAUCGAGCUAUCCAGGCCGAGGUCCGGCGGUUAAAAGAAAUCAAAUUCAUACAUGAGGUCUCAUACCCAACAUGGGUUUCCAAUGUGGUCAUGGUCCCCAAGCCCAAUGGCAAGUGGCGAAUGUGUGUCGAUUACACUAACCUCAACAAGGCAUGCCCCAUGGACAGCUUCCCUUUGCCACAGAUUGACCAGCUGGUUGAUUCCACAGCCGGUUUCAAGAUGCUCAGCUUUCUAGAUGCCUACUCGGGAUAUAACCAAAUCAAAAUGCAGCCCACAGAUCAAGACCACACCACUUUUGUUACGGACAAGGGACUGUAUUGUUACGAGGUCAUGCCUUUUGGCCUCAAGAACGCGGGAGCAACCUAUCAGAGGCUGGUCAAUGCCAUGUUUGAAGAGAAAAUUGGGGAAGUCAUGGAAGUCUACGUGGAUGACAUGUUAGUCAAAAGCAAGGCAGAUGACGACCACAUUGCCAACCUAGACAAAGUCUUCACUAAGCUCCUGGCUCACGGGAUGCGCCCCAACCCCCAAAAGUGUAUCUUGGCUGUUAGUGGCAGAAAGUUUUUGGGUUUCAUGGUCAGUGAAAGAGGCAUUGAAGCUAACCCAGAAAAAGUACAAGCCAUACUUGACAUGACGGUCCCAAGGACUCGGAAUAAGGUCCAAUGCCUCACGGGACGCUUGGUAGCCUUGGCUCGUUUCAUCUCCCACCUCACAGACAAAUGCAACCCAUUCUUCCAACUGCUAAAAACUCAAUACAAGGAGAAUGUGGCAUGGGGCCCAGAACACGACGAUGCCUUCAACAAUAUCAAAGCCUACCUUGUAGCGGUCCCCUUUCUCUCCAAGCCUGUCCCGGGAGAAGUACUUUACUUGUAUUUGACUGUUUCCGCCACGACCAUCAGCGCUGCUCUCACACGCCAUGACCAUGACAAUGAACUCCCCGUCUACUAUUGUGGUAGAGGGUUUGCGGAUCCCGAGACCCGCUACCCUGAUAUUGAGAAACUAGCUUUAGCCCUCAUCACUGCGGCAAGAAAACUCAGACAAUACUUCCAAGCUCACACCAUCCAUGUCCUAACCAAUCACCCUCUGCAGCAAAUACUCCAAAAGCCUGAAACUUUAGGGCGCAUGGUAAAAUGGGCAAUUGAAUUGGGAAAAUUUGACCUACAUUUCAAGCCAAGAACAGCCAUAAAAGGGCUCAGUGGAGCAGGGAUAAUAAUUAUAGACCCAGAGGGGAAUUCGUAUGAAUAUGCUCUUCGAUUUGAAUUCAAGGCAUCUAACAACAUAGCUGAAUACGAGGCUCUCAUAACCGGCAUUCAGCUCUGUCGAGAACUCGGCGCCCUGCACAUCCACAUAUUCAGUGAUUCCCAGCUUGUAGUCAAUCAGGUGGUAGGAGACUUCAAAGCCAACCAGAAAAACCUGGGAUCCUACAAAAGUCUAGCUGGCGCCCUCCUCCAACACUUCACAUCUUACAAACUCACACAAAUACCAAGAGCCAAGAACUCCAAGGCAGACGCUCUCGCGCGACUCGCCACAGCCCCUCCCAAGUCCACGCCACCAGAUGUGCACAUAGAAGUCUUGGACAAGCCUAGUAUCUCCAAGGCUUAUUCAGAAAUCUUUGUCCUCGAAGCGCCUAGCCAGCCCUCGUGGAUGGACCCAUAUGUGGCCUUCCUUUCUAAUGGUACCUUGCCCCGAGACAAGCACGAGGCGCAGCGGUUACGCCACAAAGCUUCACUCUACCUACUUAGAGGCAAGAAGUUAUACCGCCGUGGUCAGUCGUGUCCCUUUUUGAGAUGCUUACCUACAGAAGAAGGGCAUAAAGUGUUGAAAUCACUCCACAGUGGUGUUUGUGGAAACCAUGCAGGAGCUCGGAACCUCAUGUUUAAAGCACUAAGAGCUGGAUACUAUUGGCCAACAUUAGAACAAGAUGCAAAGGCAGUUGCCCAAGUAUGCCUUCACUACCACAAAUUUGCUAAUUUUGCCCACCAUCCCCCAGUUCCACUAUCUGUCAUCAUUUCCCCAAUCCCUUUCAGCCACUGGGGCCUCGACUUCGUGGGACGGCUACCCACAGCCCCGGGACAACUCAAAUUUGCAAUUGUCAUUGUGGACUAUAACACGAAGUGGAUAGAGGUAGAACCUCUUGCCACAAUCACAACUGAAAAGGUGAUAAACUUCCUAUGGCGUAAUUUAUAUUGCCGGUUUGGAGUACCACAAGCAAUCAUCACAGAUAAUGGGACACAAUUUGACAAUGACACAUUCAGAGAAUUCCUCUAUGAGCAAGGCAUUGCAAUCUUCUAUGCCUCCCCAACACACCCUCAGACUAAUGGCCAGGUGGAAGCCAUAAACAAGUUUAUCAAGCAAAACCUGAAGAAACGCCUAGAAGAUGCUAAAGGGUUAUGGGCUGUCAAGCUCCCAGAAGUCCUCUGGACAAUUCGUACCACCCCAACAACAGCCACAGGGGAAUCCCCAUACCUCUUGUCCUUUGGCACCGAGGCAGUGAUCCUUGUGGAAAUGGAGGUCCCGAGUGAACGUAUCACAACAUACGAUCCCAAGACAAACGCCACGGGGCUACGACUCAACAUGGACCUCCUCGAGGAACGCCGAGACAGAGCACAUCUCAGAAAUGUCAACAACAAACAAAAGAUUGCUCGACACUACAACAAGAAAGUAGUUCCCUGCCCUCUAAAGGUAGGUGACUGGGUCAUGAAAGAGGUCAUUCCCCACCCCACUAGACUCAAGGCAAAGUGGGAAGGCCCACUGGAGAUAGUCAAUGCCCCGGGGCCAGCUACAUUCUAUCUCCGCGACACUGAUAGCCGAGUCCUACCUCUCCCCUGGAAUGCUCGCCACCUCCACCUCCACCUCCACCUCUACCCUAUUUAA